UCGUUUUAGAUCCAAUUCCUUUGGCGGAUGUUUUAACGAAUUCUAACGGAUUUUCAAACGAAAUUUUUUUUCUGAUUUUAACUGAAAACGAAGCGAUAAAUAAAAGGCUUUUUUAGUCCUUUACAAAAUAAAAAGAAAACGAAGCUUAUUUUUUGUGUGCAUAUAGACAAUUGUGAAUUAAAGUUUAACCAAACUCUAGGAAGCAUUUGGGCUGAGACGACGAGAUAUUAAUUUGUUCAUUUUAUUUGAAUUCUAAAACUAUAUUAAAAAAAAUAACAAGAAAUUUUGCGUUUUUGCAAAAAAACUCUAGCCCUAUCUCAAACGAGUUUUUUUUUUAAAUUCAAUUAUUUUUUAAAAACCGAAAACUAAUUCAAAAUGCCGCGUCCAAUUGCUAGCCAAGAAGAUGAGGAUCCAACCCCAUACUUGUUUGUAUCGUUGGAACAAAGGCGUAUCGAUCAAUCGAAACCCUAUGACUCUAAGAAGAACUGUUGGGUUCCCGAUGAGAAAGAGGGUUAUCUCCUUGGUGAAAUUAAGGCCACCAAGGGUGAUAUUGUCAGCGUUGGCUUGCCCGGCGGUGAGACCAAAGAUUUCAAGAAAGAUCAGCUCCAACAAGUCAACCCUCCCAAAUACGAAAAGGCUGAGGAUAUGUCUAACUUGACAUACCUUAACGAUGCCUCCGUACUCCAUAACUUGAGACAAAGAUACUACCACAAACUUAUCUACACCUACUCUGGUCUUUUCUGCGUUGCCAUCAAUCCCUACAAGCGUUACCCCGUAUAUACCAACCGUUGCGCUAAGAUGUACCGUGGUAAGCGUCGUAAUGAAGUGCCACCCCAUAUUUUCGCCAUUUCUGAUGGUGCCUACGUCGACAUGUUGACCAACCACGUCAAUCAAUCUAUGUUGAUUACCGGUGAGUCUGGUGCUGGUAAGACUGAAAACACCAAAAAGGUAAUUGCUUACUUUGCCACCGUUGGUGCUUCCACCAAGAAGGAUGAAAGCCAAAAGAACAAGGGUUCCUUGGAAGAUCAAGUCGUACAAACCAAUCCUGUUCUUGAAGCCUUCGGUAACGCCAAGACCGUCCGUAACGAUAACUCUUCUCGUUUCGGUAAAUUCAUCCGUAUUCAUUUCGGCCCCACUGGUAAAUUGGCUGGUGCUGAUAUUGAAACUUACUUGUUGGAAAAGGCUCGUGUCAUCUCUCAACAAUCUUUGGAACGUUCUUACCACAUUUUCUACCAGAUCAUGUCUGGUUCCGUUCCCGGUGUUAAAGAUAUGUGCUUCUUGUCUGACAACAUUUACGACUACUAUAACGUAUCCCAGGGUAAAGUCACUGUACCCAACAUGGAUGACGGUGAAGAAUUCCAGCUUGCCGAUCAAGCCUUCGAUAUCUUGGGCUUCACUAAGCAAGAAAAGGAAGAUGUCUACAAGAUCACCGCCGCUGUCAUGCACAUGGGUGGCAUGAAGUUCAAGCAACGUGGUCGCGAAGAACAAGCUGAACAAGAUGGUGAAGAAGAAGGUGGUCGUGUUGCCAAAUUGUUCGGUUGUGAUACCGCUGAAUUGUACAAGAACUUGUUGAAACCCCGCAUUAAGGUCGGUAACGAAUUCGUCACCCAAGGUCGUAACGUACAACAAGUCACCAACUCAAUUGGUGCUCUCUGUAAGGGUGUUUUCGAUCGUCUCUUCAAAUGGUUGGUCAAGAAGUGUAACGAAACUUUGGAUACUAAGCAAAAACGUCAACACUUCAUUGGUGUAUUGGAUAUUGCUGGUUUUGAAAUUUUCGACUACAACGGCUUCGAACAAUUGUGUAUCAACUUCACCAAUGAGAAGUUGCAACAAUUCUUCAACCAUCACAUGUUCGUAUUGGAGCAAGAAGAAUACAAGAAAGAAGGUAUUAACUGGGACUUUAUCGAUUUCGGUAUGGACUUGUUGGCUUGUAUCGAUUUAAUUGAAAAGCCUAUGGGUAUCUUGUCCAUCCUUGAAGAAGAAUCUAUGUUCCCCAAGGCUACUGAUCAAACCUUCGCCGAAAAGUUGACCAACACUCACUUGGGCAAAUCUGCUCCCUUCCAGAAGCCCAAACCACCAAAGCCCGGUCAACAAGCUGCUCACUUCGCUAUUGGCCAUUAUGCUGGUGUUGUAGCCUAUAACAUCACCGGUUGGUUGGAAAAGAACAAGGAUCCCUUGAACGACACUGUUGUCGAUCAAUUCAAGAAAUCCCAAAACAAAUUGUUGGUAGAAAUCUUCGCUGAUCACCCUGGUCAAUCCGGUGGCGGUGAACAAGCUAAGGGCGGUCGUGGUAAGAAGGGUGGUGGCUUCGCUACUGUAUCUUCAGCCUACAAGGAACAAUUGAACAGCUUGAUGACCACCUUGCGUUCAACACAACCUCACUUCGUCCGUUGUAUCAUUCCCAAUGAAAUGAAACAACCUGGUGUUGUAGAUGCUCACUUGGUUAUGCAUCAAUUGACUUGUAACGGUGUACUUGAAGGUAUCCGUAUUUGCCGUAAAGGUUUUCCCAACAGAAUGGUAUACGCUGAUUUCAAGCAACGUUAUAUGAUUUUGGCUCCAGCUAUUAUGGCUGCUGAAAAACAACCCAAGAAUGCCGCAGCCAAGUGUUUGGAAUCUGUCGGCUUGGAUUCCGAUAUGUACCGUAUUGGUCACACCAAGGUGUUCUUCCGUGCCGGUGUCUUGGGUCAAAUGGAAGAAUUCCGUGAUGAACGUUUGGGCAAAAUCAUGUCCUGGAUGCAAGCCUGGGCUCGUGGUUACUUGUCCCGUAAGGGCUUCAAGAAAUUGCAAGAACAACGUGUUGCCCUCAAGGUUGUUCAACGCAACUUGCGCAAAUACUUGCAAUUGCGUACCUGGCCCUGGUACAAAUUGUGGCAAAAGGUCAAGCCUUUGCUCAAUGUAUCCCGUGUUGAAGAUGAAAUUGCUCGUCUUGAAGAGAAGGCUAAGAAGGCUGAAGAAGCUCAUGCUGCCGAAGUUAAGGUACGCAAGGAAUUGGAAGCCCUUAAUGCUAAGUUGUUAGCUGAAAAGACUGCCUUGUUGGACUCCUUGUCUGGUGAAAAGGGUGCCUUGCAAGAUUACCAAGAAAGAUGCGCUAAACUCCAAGCUCAAAAGAACGACCUCGAAAACCAAUUGCGCGACAUCCAAGAGCGCUUGACUCAAGAGGAAGAUGCCCGCAACCAAUUGUUCCAACAGAAGAAGAAGGCUGACCAAGAAAUCUCUGGCCUCAAGAAGGACAUUGAAGACUUGGAAUUGAACGUCCAAAAGGCUGAACAAGAUAAGGCCACCAAGGACCACCAAAUCCGCAACUUGAACGAUGAAAUCGCCCACCAAGACGAACUCAUCAACAAGUUGAACAAGGAGAAGAAGAUGCAAGGUGAAAGCAACCAGAAGACUGGUGAAGAACUCCAAGCUGCCGAAGACAAGAUCAACCACUUAAACAAGGUCAAGGCUAAGUUGGAACAAACCUUGGAUGAAUUGGAAGACUCCUUGGAACGCGAGAAGAAAUUGCGUGGUGAUAUUGAGAAAUCCAAGCGCAAGGUUGAAGGUGACUUGAAACUUACCCAAGAAGCCGUCUCCGAUUUGGAACGCAACAAGAAGGAAUUGGAACAAACCAUCCAACGCAAGGACAAGGAAUUGUCCUCCAUCACCGCCAAAUUGGAAGAUGAACAAGUUGUUGUUAGCAAGCACCAACGCCAAAUCAAGGAAUUGCAAGCCCGCAUCGAAGAAUUGGAAGAAGAAGUCGAAGCCGAACGUCAAGCUCGCGCCAAGGCUGAGAAACAACGUGCUGAUUUGGCUCGCGAAUUGGAGGAAUUGGGUGAACGUCUUGAAGAAGCCGGUGGUGCUACUUCUGCCCAAAUUGAACUCAACAAGAAGCGUGAAGCCGAACUCAGCAAAUUGCGUCGUGACUUGGAAGAAGCCAACAUUCAACACGAAUCUACCUUGGCUAACUUGCGCAAGAAGCACAACGAUGCUAUCGCUGAAAUGGCCGAACAAGUUGAUCAACUCAACAAAUUGAAGGCUAAGGCUGAACACGAUCGCCAGACUUGCCACAAUGAGUUGAACCAAACUCGUUCUGCCUGCGAUCAACUUGCUCGUGAUAAGGCUGCCCAAGAAAAGAUUGCCAAGCAAUUGCAACACACCCUCAACGAAGUCCAAUCCAAAUUGGAUGAAACCAACAGAACCCUCAACGACUUCGAUGCCGCCAAGAAGAAGCUUUCCAUUGAAAACUCCGACCUCUUGCGCCAAUUGGAAGAAGCCGAAUCCCAAGUUUCCCAAUUGUCCAAGAUCAAGAUCUCCCUCACCACUCAAUUGGAAGAUACCAAGCGUUUGGCUGAUGAAGAAGCCCGUGAACGUGCUACCCUUUUGGGCAAAUUCCGCAACUUGGAACACGACUUGGAUAACCUCCGUGAACAAGUAGAAGAAGAAGCUGAAGGCAAGGCCGAUUUGCAACGUCAACUCAGCAAGGCUAACGCUGAAGCUCAAAUCUGGCGCAGCAAGUACGAAUCCGAUGGUGUUGCCCGCUCCGAAGAAUUGGAAGAAGCCAAGAGGAAGUUGCAAGCUCGCUUGGCCGAAGCCGAGGAAACCAUCGAAUCCCUCAACCAAAAAUGCAUUGGCCUCGAAAAGACCAAGCAACGCUUGUCCACCGAAGUCGAAGACUUGCAAUUGGAAGUCGACCGUGCCAACGCUAUUGCCAACGCUGCCGAGAAGAAACAAAAGGCCUUCGACAAGAUCAUUGGCGAAUGGAAACUCAAGGUUGACGAUUUGGCUGCUGAACUUGAUGCCUCCCAAAAGGAAUGCCGCAACUACUCCACCGAAUUGUUCCGUCUCAAGGGUGCCUACGAAGAAGGCCAAGAACAAUUGGAAGCCGUCCGUCGUGAAAACAAGAACUUGGCUGAUGAAGUUAAGGACUUGCUCGACCAAAUCGGUGAAGGUGGCCGCAACAUCCACGAAAUCGAAAAGGCUCGCAAACGCUUGGAAGCCGAAAAGGAUGAACUCCAAGCCGCCCUCGAAGAAGCUGAAGCUGCUUUGGAACAAGAAGAAAACAAGGUAUUGCGCGCUCAAUUGGAAUUGUCUCAAGUUCGUCAAGAAAUCGAUCGCCGCAUCCAAGAGAAGGAAGAAGAAUUCGAAAACACCCGCAAGAACCACCAACGUGCUCUCGACUCCAUGCAAGCCUCCCUCGAAGCCGAAGCCAAGGGUAAGGCUGAGGCCCUUCGCAUGAAGAAGAAGUUGGAAGCCGACAUCAACGAAUUGGAAAUUGCUUUGGAUCACGCCAACAAGGCUAACGCCGAGGCCCAAAAGAACAUCAAACGCUACCAACAACAACUCAAGGACAUCCAAACCGCCCUUGAAGAAGAACAAAGAGCUCGUGAUGAUGCCCGCGAACAAUUGGGUAUCUCUGAACGUCGUGCCAACGCCCUCCAAAACGAAUUGGAAGAAUCCCGCACCCUCCUCGAACAAGCCGAUCGCGGUCGUCGCCAAGCCGAACAAGAAUUGGCCGAUGCCCACGAACAACUCAACGAAGUUUCCGCCCAAAACGCCUCCAUCUCCGCUGCCAAGAGGAAAUUGGAAUCUGAACUCCAAACACUCCACUCUGAUUUGGAUGAAUUGUUGAACGAAGCCAAGAACUCCGAAGAGAAGGCCAAGAAGGCUAUGGUUGAUGCUGCCCGUCUUGCUGAUGAACUCCGCGCUGAACAAGACCACGCCCAAACCCAAGAGAAACUCAGAAAGGCCCUUGAACAACAAAUCAAGGAAUUGCAAGUCCGUUUGGAUGAAGCUGAAGCCAACGCCCUCAAGGGUGGCAAGAAGGCUAUCCAAAAAUUGGAACAACGUGUCCGCGAAUUGGAGAACGAAUUGGAUGGUGAACAAAGAAGACACGCCGAUGCCCAAAAGAACCUCCGCAAAUCCGAACGUCGCGUUAAGGAAUUGAGCUUCCAAUCCGAAGAAGAUCGCAAGAACCACGAACGUAUGCAAGACUUGGUUGACAAACUCCAACAAAAGAUCAAGACAUACAAGAGGCAAAUCGAAGAAGCCGAAGAAAUCGCCGCCCUCAACUUGGCCAAAUUCCGCAAAGCCCAACAAGAACUUGAAGAAGCCGAAGAACGUGCCGAUUUGGCUGAACAAGCCAUCAGCAAAUUCCGUGCCAAGGGACGUGCCGGUUCCGUUGGUCGUGGUGCCAGCCCCGCGAUUUAAAUUACGCAAAAUGGCACUGUAAAUGAUUCACACGGUCCACAUAGAGAUUCAAUUAGAAAAAAAAACAAAAAGAGAAACUAGAUCAUAAGUAAAAGCUUUAUGCAUCUCUUUUUCAACAAAAGAAAUGCAACAUUCAACAUUCAAUUUAUUACUUUAAACCAAAUCGAAAAAAAAAUAUAUUUAAAAAAAAUAAAAAAAAAUAAACAACCAGCUUACAAAACCCAAACUAUUUCAUCACCAAAAGCAUCAAUCUCAUCGCAAUUAAAAAAAAACAAAAAGUGUCAUAGUCAGAUCAGUAGAAAUCGAGCUGAAUUAGAAAUAUCUCUGCUUUUUUUAUAACGAUAUAAUAUGAUAAUUUUAUUAUUAUUACAACUAUACUACUACUACAACAACAAUUACUACUACUAUAAUAAUUGUAUAUGUAUGUGUGUGUGUACAACAACAAUAGCCGGCAGCGUCUAAAGGUGGUCGCAAAAGUGUGCUGGACCAGUAAACAAUCUUUCAUUACAUUU
This is a messenger RNA of Lucilia cuprina (Australian sheep blowfly), 6698 nucleotides long. RefSeq names its product myosin heavy chain, muscle (gene Mhc). The transcript is spliced from 18 exons. Gene Ontology annotation, molecular function: ATP binding; actin filament binding; cytoskeletal motor activity. Gene Ontology annotation, cellular component: myosin complex. Bases 376 to 6186 code for a protein of 1936 amino acids. The record is from RefSeq and is a predicted model, not a curated record. Lineage: Eukaryota; Metazoa; Arthropoda; Insecta; Diptera; Calliphoridae.